Euleptes europaea (tarantolino) is the source of this 518-nucleotide messenger RNA. RefSeq names its product dpy-30 histone methyltransferase complex regulatory subunit (gene DPY30). The transcript is spliced from 5 exons. NCBI's taxonomy places the organism in Eukaryota, Metazoa, Chordata, Lepidosauria, Squamata, Sphaerodactylidae. Bases 61 to 360 code for a protein of 99 amino acids. Gene Ontology annotation, cellular component: Set1C/COMPASS complex. The record is from RefSeq and is a predicted model, not a curated record.
CAGCGCGAAGGCGGCGAAGAGCGGCCUACUUUAUAUUUGAUAACUUCUGCACAUCAUAUCAUGGACACAGAACAGAUUAUGGAGAGCCAGCCACAGGUUCCAGAAAAUCCUCAUGCAGAAUAUGGUCUUGCAGAAAACGUAGAGCGGAUAGCAGAAAAUGAAAAGGCUGCUGCAGAGAAGACAUCAAAACAGAAGGUGGAUCUUCAGUCGUUACCUACACGUGCCUAUCUGGAUCAGACAGUUGUGCCUAUCUUGCUACAAGGUCUUGCAGUGCUUGCAAAAGAGAGGCCACCAAAUCCUAUUGAAUUCCUAGCAACGUAUCUGUUAAAAAAUAAGGCACAGUUUGAGGACCGAAAUUAAUUCCUUUGGAAGACGACCACUUGACUGCUCAGCGUAUAUGCUUAAAUAAUCAUGAAUCAUUGUCUGAUGUAUAAAUCCUACCAAAACCAAAAAUGUCAUUCUCAUACCACUUCUUUAGCCUUUUUUUCCAAUUAUUUAAUAAAGUACUUUACAUUUUA